Messenger RNA from Mangifera indica (mango), 444 nucleotides. RefSeq names its product ethylene-responsive transcription factor LEP-like. NCBI's taxonomy places the organism in Eukaryota, Viridiplantae, Streptophyta, Magnoliopsida, Sapindales, Anacardiaceae. The transcript has a single exon. Gene Ontology annotation, molecular function: DNA-binding transcription factor activity; DNA binding. The record is from RefSeq and is a predicted model, not a curated record. Gene Ontology annotation, biological process: regulation of DNA-templated transcription. The coding region runs from base 1 to 444 and encodes 147 amino acids.
AUGGAAAACUUCCCGUCAUUGCUUUACAGGAACCCCAAGAGGAGCUCAAGACAGUCAAGCCUAUACCUCGGAGUGCGGCGGAGACCAUGGGGAAGAUACGCAGCUGAGAUUAGAAACCCUCAUACAAAAGCGAGGCAUUGGCUAGGCACAUUUGACACUGCUGAAGAAGCUGCAAUCGCUUAUGAUCUUUCUUCCAUAUCUUUCAGUGGUAUAGAGAAUGCUCGGACGAAUUUUUACUACCCGUUUAUGUCAUUCCCCUCUCCUCCACUUCCGCCACCUCUGCCACCUCCACCCCCGCUGCCUACGCCUGCGUUGAAAGAGGGUGAUCAGUUUUGUAUUGAGUGCGCGAGUCCAAUGGAAGAGGAUGAUGAAUCUCUUGUUAUUGCUUCUAUCUUGCAGAGUUUUUACCAAUCUGCUAGCAAUAACAAUUCCUUCUGUCCCUAA